Cucurbita moschata (crookneck pumpkin) is the source of this 3061-nucleotide messenger RNA. Its product is annotated as ABC transporter B family member 19-like. Gene Ontology annotation, biological process: transmembrane transport. The coding region runs from base 1 to 3045 and encodes 1014 amino acids. The record is from RefSeq and is a predicted model, not a curated record. Gene Ontology annotation, cellular component: membrane. NCBI's taxonomy places the organism in Eukaryota, Viridiplantae, Streptophyta, Magnoliopsida, Cucurbitales, Cucurbitaceae. The transcript is spliced from 6 exons. Gene Ontology annotation, molecular function: ATP binding; ATP hydrolysis activity; ABC-type transporter activity.
AUGGAGCAGUCAAUAUCUCAAAUCAGAGCAGUGUACGCAUUUGUGGGAGAGAGAGGCUGCAUGAAGGCGUUUGCAGAGCAAUGCGAGAAACUGAUUGUGAUGAGCAAGCAAGAAGCAUUGGUGAAGGGAGUGGGCAUAGGAAUGUUUCAAACUGUCACUUUUUGCUGUUGGAGUCUCAUUGUAUGGAUUGGAGCCGUUGUCAUUACUGCGGGAAGGGCCAGUGGAGGGGACAUCAUAGGUGCUGUUCUAAGCAUUCUCUUUGGAGCAAUCUCACUGACUUACGCUGCACCAGACAUGCAAAUAUUCAACCAGGCAAAGGCGGCAGGGAAGGAAGUUUUCCAAGUCAUUCAAAGGAAGCCCCCUGCAAUUGACGGUUUAGAAGACAAGAUAUUGGAGCAUAUUGAAGGAAAUAUCGACAUACGAGAAGUUCACUUUGCUUACCCGUCUCGACCUCAGAAACUAGUCCUUCAAGCCUUUUCUUUGUCCAUUCCAGCAGGGCAGACCAUAGCCUUAGUCGGUCGCAGCGGGUGUGGAAAGAGUACAGUAAUCUCUCUCGUCGCUAGAUUCUAUGACCCUCUCCAGGGAGACAUUUUCAUAGAUCAUCAGAACAUCAAGGAUCUGAAUCUGAAAUUCCUCAGGAAUAACAUAGGAAUAGUUUCCCAGGAACCUGUACUUUUUGCUGGAACCAUCAAGGAUAACAUCAAAAUGGGAAAACUAGAUGCAAAUGAUCAACAGAUAGAAAAUGCAGCAAUAAUGGCGAAUGCACACUCUUUUAUAUCAGACCUUCCAAAGCAGUACUUAACAGAGGCUGGACAAGGGGGAACUCAACUGUCAGGAGGUCAAAAGCAAAGAAUAGCUAUCGCGAGAGCCAUUCUCAAGAACCCGCGAAUUCUCUUACUGGACGAGGCCACAAGUGCAUUAGAUUCAGAAUCUGAGAGGUUGGUUCAGGACGCCCUCGAAAAGGCUAUAGUUGAGAGGACAGUCAUUUUGGUUGCCCACAGAAUGUCGACUAUUAUUGGUGCAGAUAUGAUUGCAAUCAUAGAAAAUGGAAGAGUCUCAGAGACAGGAACACACCAAAGUUUGCUAGAAACAAGUAAAUUCUAUAGUAACCUAUUCAGCAUGCAUAAUAUCAAACCAAUUCAAGACUCAAGCAACUCAAAUUCAUUGUCAGAACCAGGGAGUACCCAUCAACAAGCUUCAUCUUGUGACCUUGAUCAAGAUGAAAAACCGGAGCCAAAAAAUUUCGAAAGAGAUUCUUUGAGCCAAGAAGGGAAAGAGAGACCAAAAGAAAUAUUCUUUAGAAUCUGGUUUGGCCUGAGUAAUAUAGAGAUUAUGAAGACUAUUUUUGGAUCUUUUGCAGCAGCUUUGUCUGGCAUCUCAAAGCCUAUCUUUGGAUUCUUUAUCAUAACAAUAGGGGUAGCCUACUAUCACAAAAAUGCGAAGCACAAAGUUGGAUUAUACUCCCUCAUCUUCUCUCUGGUGGGAUUACUAUCACUUUUUACGCACACCUUGCAACACUAUUUCUUCGGAGUAGUGGGAGAGAAGGCAAUGAAAAACUUCAGAGAAGCUCUCUAUUCAGCUGUACUACGCAAUGAAGUAGCAUGGUUUGACAGACCUGAAAACAACGUUGGUUCACUUACAUCACAAAUAAUGAACACUACCUCCAUGAUAAAGACCAUAAUAGCUGAUCGAAUGUCUGUUAUUGUGCAAUGCAUCUCCUCCAUUCUAAUUGCCACCACUGUCAGCUUGAUCGUCAACUGGAGAAUGGCUCUCGUUGCUUGGGCUGUCAUGCCUUUCCACUUUAUUGGUGGCCUGAUACAAGCCAAGUCUGCCAAGGGAUUUGCAGGAGAUUCUGCUGCUGCUCAUCAUGAACUAGUUUCGCUAGCAUCCGAGUCAGCAACCAACAUAAGAACUAUUGUAUCUUUCUGCCAUGAAGAACAAAUAAUGAAGAGAGCAAGAAUGACAUUAGAAGAACCAAAGAGAAAAAGCAAGAGAGAAAGCAUCAAAUAUGGAAUCAUUCACGGAAUCUCCCUUUGCUUAUGGAACAUUGCCCAUGCCAUUGCUUUGUGGUACACGGCAAUUUUGGUUCACAAAAGACAAGCCUCCUUUGAAGAUGGCAUAAGAUCAUACCAGAUUUUCUCCCUCACAGUGCCCUCAAUCACUGAAUUGUGGACAUUAAUUCCAACUGUCAUCUCAGCCAUUGACAUACUAACUCCGGCAUUCCACACGCUUGAUCGAAAAACUCUUAUUGAACCAGAAAUACCAAAAAGUCCAGAAACAGAGAAAAUUGAAGGGAGAAUUGAUUUUCAAAGUGUAAAAUUUAAUUAUCCAUCAAGGCCAGAAAUUGUUGUUCUUACAAACUUCAGCUUACAAAUCAAAGCAGGAUCAAAGGUGGCUCUUAUUGGACCAAGUGGUGCUGGAAAGUCCUCUGUUUUGGCACUUCUGCUCAGAUUCUAUGACCCUGAAGAGGGCAAGAUCCUCAUUGAUGGGAAGGAUAUAAAAGAAUACAAUCUGAGAAUAUUGAGGACACAGAUAGGAUUUGUGCAACAAGAGCCUGUUCUAUUUAGCUCCUCGAUCAGAUAUAAUAUUUGCUACGGGAGUGAGCAGGCCGCUGAAACUGAACUUUUAAAGGUGUCAAGAGAAGCUAGAGUACAUGAAUUUGUCAGUACCUUACCUGAUGGAUAUGAUACACUUGUUGGAGAAAAAGGUUGCCAACUAUCAGGAGGACAAAAGCAGAGAAUAGCAAUUGCUAGAACUCUUUUGAAGAAGCCAGCAAUUUUGCUCCUAGAUGAACCAACGAGUGCAUUAGAUGCUGAAUCUGAAAGAACUUUAGUUAGUGCUUUAGAGUCAAUAAACGGGAACAAUGGACUCAGAACUACUCAGAUUACAGUUGCCCAUCAGCUCUCUACAGUGACAAACUCAGACGUUAUUGUAGUCAUGGAUAGAGGUGAGAUUGUGGAGAUAGGUUCACAUACCUCCCUGUUGACAGCUCCUGAUGGAAUGUAUUCAAAACUCUUCAGAAUACAGAGUCUCGCUGAUGAUUAAUAUCUUAAAUCCAUAC